Messenger RNA from Gloeophyllum trabeum ATCC 11539, 309 nucleotides. RefSeq lists its product as uncharacterized. Gene Ontology annotation, molecular function: arginyl-tRNA--protein transferase activity. Gene Ontology annotation, biological process: protein arginylation. NCBI's taxonomy places the organism in Eukaryota, Fungi, Basidiomycota, Agaricomycetes, Gloeophyllales, Gloeophyllaceae. The record is from RefSeq and is a predicted model, not a curated record. The transcript has 2 exons. The coding region runs from base 1 to 309 and encodes 102 amino acids.
AUGGAUCCGCGAAGUCAGAGGCGCAGGUUCCUUGCUGAUUCUAGCCUACUCGACAUGUCCAGCAUACAAUCCAUUGUGACGCCUAAGUCUCCCCGUGCAAGCUCAUGCGGGUAUUGCGGACCUCCGGGCGGCAGAAGCCUAACAGCAUCGAGCCACAAAGACGGGGGUCUGAUUGCGGUGCGGCUUUCCUGCGAUGUAAGUACGAAUGCGUACCAGAAGAUGAUCGAUAGGGGAUGGAGGAGAUCUGGUACGUACUGCUACAAACCCGAUCUAAGGCGCUCGUGUUGCCCGCAAUAUACCAUCAAGUGA